AUGUUUCUGCGGAUUCGUGGCAAGGGCUCUUGCCCAGAGAACUCGCAGGCGUUGGUGAUGCACAUUCGCGGCUUUCGACACACGCACAGCCCGCCGCCCUCAGAUUUCUACUACUCGGUGCUGCUCCUGCCACCGAGCUCGGAGUCCGCGUCGUCGGCCGCGGAUGCAGCAGCGAGCACGGAAACGCUUGCCGCACGACCCACAAAAGUGAUGCAGCCGUUCCGCUUCCCGCUCUUCCCGGUGGGCAUUCAGGCGGCGGCCCUCACGGCGUUGCAGGCGCAGUCUAUCACACAGUCGCCAGCAACGAACUCUGGCGAGGCAAGCGGCGACGCAACAACAGCAGCAGCUGCGCCGCCGCUCUCGCCUAUGGAGACACUCGAUAAAGAGGUGGCCCGCAUGCUGUGGAGAGAGACGUGGAACUUAUACGAUAUUCUUUACGACGAGGUGCCGCUGCUGCCGUGGGUCGAGACGGCCGGCGAUGAGGCGGCGGCGGCCUUGGUGGAGACAGUGGAGCGGGAGCUUCGCGAGCUCGCCUCGUCUGACGCGACGGCGGCAACGGCGACAGCGCUGCACUCGCUGGCGUCGUUGGCGGACAAGAUUGACAACUUCAAGCUCGCCUCAGCUCGCAUGGGCAACCGGCAAGUGGUGGUGUGCCCGCACUACUAUUCCUCUGCCGCCCUGCCGAGGAGUUCCUUUGGCGGCAUGGGGAGGCACUGUGCUUCGGAAUCAGUGGCGCCACAGUCGGCAACGUCGCCCAUGUCGAUGGAGGGGCCUGUGGUGGUUUUAGACCUUGCCGACUUACCGAUUGCGCAAGCCGGCGGCAAGACGAUGGUGAACAUCGCCUGGUACACCGCGUUCGCUGGAAUACAGCCGGACAGUGUGCUGCUCCACUGCCGUGCUGUCGUGGUGCGCCUCCCGUACACGUCGGUUCCGACGUAUAUGCAAGCUUGUGGUCGCUGCGUCUCACCGACCUCGUCUGCAGCGGCGGCGCCGACGAUGGCGGACGCUUUCCGCGAAAUGGUCGAUUUCGUUGGCGAGCACAUGGCCGCUGUUUAUCAAGGGAUGUUGCUGACGUUGCAAGCCACAUCACCUGAGCUGGCAGCGAAGCACACGGCGGCACCACCGGUGGUGGUGGUUGGAAGCACACUGGCGGCGCUCAGCGGCUGCCUCGGCUCUUUGUUUGGCAUCUCUGCUUCACCGAACAUCGAUAAGUCCGAUCCUGUCAAGGUCGUUGUCCUCUAUGGCGACCAUCUCGGCACGGCAGCUGCGGGCAGCACUGACACCAGCGGCGAGCACGAUGCCGCCGAGGCCUGCAGCGCACACAUGUUGGCGCAAUACAAGUCCGUUGCUGAGGCCUACAACUACCCGAUGACCUUCGAGACAGUGCGGGUUCCACUGAAGGCGUUGCUCGACGGCGAGGAAGAGCCGUGGGACGAGUACACACUGCGAGAGAGAGGCCGGCUGAACUUCUGCCCGUGCUGUGGUGACUGCUGUAACGACAACAAAGACCACGCCGACGGGCGCGUCCAUGUUCACGGCCAUGGGGAUGGCUAA
Leishmania major strain Friedlin is the source of this 1554-nucleotide messenger RNA. RefSeq lists its product as hypothetical. Lineage: Eukaryota; Euglenozoa; Kinetoplastea; Trypanosomatida; Trypanosomatidae. The record is from RefSeq and is a predicted model, not a curated record. The coding region runs from base 1 to 1554 and encodes 517 amino acids. The transcript has a single exon.